Rhipicephalus sanguineus (brown dog tick) is the source of this 5052-nucleotide messenger RNA. Its product is annotated as probable nuclear hormone receptor HR38. The transcript is spliced from 11 exons. Gene Ontology annotation, biological process: regulation of transcription by RNA polymerase II; cellular response to corticotropin-releasing hormone stimulus. Gene Ontology annotation, cellular component: transcription regulator complex; nucleus. Gene Ontology annotation, molecular function: nuclear glucocorticoid receptor binding; zinc ion binding; RNA polymerase II cis-regulatory region sequence-specific DNA binding. The record is from RefSeq and is a predicted model, not a curated record. Bases 759 to 2717 code for a protein of 652 amino acids. NCBI's taxonomy places the organism in Eukaryota, Metazoa, Arthropoda, Arachnida, Ixodida, Ixodidae.
GCCGGCCGCGUCGCCGCUAUUGGGCCCCGGCUGUCACGCAGGCCCCGGCGCGAGACGCAAUGUUGUCAGUGCUCGUCGCCAGGACGUGCUGGCACGUGUGCGCGGAGCCCCAGGCGGAAUCGAUCGCGGUGCGUUGGUCGCGUGGCCCGGGACCUCAUGACGCGCGCGUUUACGUCACGGACCCGAAUCGAUGCGUGACGUCGCAGCGCGUCUUAUGUCUGCUUGCGCUUCCCCAUUCAGGGCUGGAGAGACGUCACCGAACGCGGCGCUCGGGAUUGGAGCCGUGACGUCACGACCCAUGGUUGCGUCACGACCGCUCCCUUUCGGCUCACGGCCGCUAUAAAAGCUCGCCGGCGGCCGGUGCGCCCGGAUUUUGACGCAAGUUAGCCGACCUCUCAGACGCAUUCAUGCAGGCAGCCUCGCCUUCGCUCAACGGGACAGCUCGCGAGAGGGGCCCUUUUACAGCAUACGUCGGCACCGGCCAUCACUAACAGGCCUCCGGAUACCAGCCAUACCAUCGUACAAGCUCGUCGAGCACGGAGCACCCUGCAACACUGACCAGCAACCAGAUCAUGGAGCAAUGUGGUUCGUAUAUCCGGAUUUUCUGACAUGUGUGGCCGACAGCCCUCGCGGUGUCUGAGCCGGAAGACCAGCCCAGCCCGAGUGCAGCUGCAAGCUCAGCGGGAUCGGAACCCAGCACGGAGCUCGAGUCUGCCUCCCAGGCUCUGGCGACAAUUGGGGCUGCACCGUCAGAAACCAUGCUGCUCCUUGAAUCACCGCAGAGCGCGGCGUUAACUUCCACGAGCAGCCUCUUACACGCCGACUACCUCUCAUCCUCGUUCACAGCCGAGGAGUCGUUAUCGCUGAGCGAGGAGCUCAAGCUCCCCGGUCUCGAUUUAGUGGGAGCGCAGGUUCCUUCUGAAGUAUUCGGCAGCACCGUGAGAGAAGUCUCCUCUUACCAGGAGAUGUUCCAGUCCGGCUUCCCGGUGGUCAGCAGUCCUCCCCUCACCGAGCAGCCGACGCCUCUGACUCCCUUGAGCAUUUCACCCGCAAACCCAUCCGCCCUGCCCAGCUUCGAGGAAACGUACUCGCCCAGGUACAGGCGGGACAUCACACACUCCGGCGUGUUUUCCUUCAAGUUCGAGGAGCUGCGCUCGGACACCGAGCUGCCGGCCGAGGCCGGCAGCCCUGAGGCCUACCAGGUGUCCGUGGGCGGCUUCUCUCCUAAGCCUCACCCGUCGACCAGCUACCGGCCGCCGUUCACGCCGCCACCUCCACCACCGCAGCCGAUGGCCGGUACAUCCCAGGAGUUCUACAAGACCGAGCCGCCGUCGUACCAGACCUCCAGCUGCUACGUGCAGUAUCAGGCGGAACAGGAGCAUGCCAAAGCCGGCUUCUCGGGCUAUCUUCAUCCGUCGCCACCGGUAUUCCAGAAGGGGCUCGUGUUCCCGGGACCUUCGGAAAGCUCCAGCUUCAGCCUCGUGUCGGCAGGGUCUUCGUCCUCCCUCGCGUCAUUCCCGGGCGACCUGACACCGCCACUGCCCAGCCCUGGGGGCACGUGGGCGCAAGCCCGAAAACCGGCCGUUCUCAAGGCCGCUGUUGCCAGCGACCCAGGUGGACGGUUGGCCCCGCCAUCGGCCCCCGGAACUCCGCCGGCGUCGGGAUCGAGCACGGCCUCGUCGCCACCGCCCGCCACCCCGUCCUACCAGUUGUGUGCCGUGUGCGGCGACAACGCCGCCUGCCAGCACUACGGGGUCAGGACCUGCGAGGGUUGCAAGGGAUUCUUCAAGAGGACAGUUCAGAAAGGAGCCAAAUACGUGUGCCUUGCUAAUAGAGACUGUCCAGUCGACAAGAGGAGAAGAAACCGCUGCCAGUUCUGCAGGUUCCAGAAAUGUCUCGCUGUUGGAAUGGUCAAAGAAGUUGUGCGGACGGACAGCCUUAAGGGACGGCGAGGCAGAUUGCCUUCGAAGCCCAAGAGUCCCCAGGAGUCCCCACCGUCGCCGCCGGUCAGCCUCAUAACGGCACUUGUCAGGGCCCACGUGGACACCUCUCCAGAUCUCGCCAACAGAGAUUACUCGUUGUGUCAGGAGAUGCCAGUCGAUGAAAGCCGCAGGACCGCAGCCGAAGUUCAGCAGUUCUACAACUUGUUGACCUCGUCCGUGGACGUCAUAAAAACGUUCUCCGAGAAGAUUCCGGGAUUCAAUGAACUGGAGAAAAGCGACCAGGAGCUCCUGUUCCAAUCAGCUAGCCUCGAGCUGUUUGCGCUUCGACUGGCAUACAGGAUCCGGCAGGAAGAUGACGAGUUCACUUUCUGUAAUGGCGUCGUCCUCCACCGAACUCAGUGCGAGAGGAUCUUCGGGGAAUGGCUGGCUGCCAUCUUCGAGUUCUCGAGAAGCCUGCACGCCAUGCAAAUAGACAUCUCUGCAUUCGCUUGCCUCGCAGCGCUGACGCUCGUGACAGAGCGACACGGCCUCAAGGACGGCGCCAAGGUGGAGCGGCUCCAGAUGAAAAUCAUUGGAUCUCUGAGGGACCACGUGACGUACAACAGCGAGGCCCAAAAGAAGCCACACUACUUCUCGCGGCUGCUGGCCAAGCUGCCGGACUUGCGCAGCCUGAGCGUCCAGGGCCUGCAGCGCAUCUUCUACUUGAAGCUCGAAGACCUGGUGCCCGCGCCGACGGUCAUCGAGAACAUGUUCGUCUCCAGCCUGCCGUUCUGAAGGCCCGAACAUUCGCCCUCCCCCCGCACAUCGGAUCAUCCCCUCCUGUUUUGUCCCGCGUGGUUGUUGUCAAUCUGCCUUCGGUACCCGGCCGGGGCCGUCUCACAAUAAUGAUUGUGAUAGCAGUCGCGUCGUCCGUUUUCUCGUGUGUCUUGUCAAGGAGUUUCUUUGUGACCCCACCCUCCUCACUUGCGCGCCCUUCCGGCGUUUCGUUUGUGUGUUCGUGUCCUGCACCCGGGGACUAGUCUGGCGACUACGAGCGCCGCGUUCUGUAAACGUGGCCCGCACGCCAUAGUCCUGUCACUCGCGCACUCUCACCGUGGUAUGGCAUUUGUUUGCAUCGCACCCGUGAACAUUUUUAGGACUUGUGUAUCCCCCUUUGUAUGUGGCUCACUAUCACCUCUCAUGCGCUAUUUAUUUGCGUACACCCCGCGUCACCCGACGAAGAGAGGCCCGUUCGGGCCCUCCAUACUUACGAGUCCCCAUGCUCCGCUAGAGCGGUGUCUUGCCGCGCUACCGUUAGUCUCUUCGGCAGAGCCCAUUCUAGUCAGCCAGCUCGCCCUCUGUUUCGUUCGCAUUGCGAGUCAGCGUAUUCCGAGAUUCUGUGCACGUUGAACGCCCUUUCUUUUUGGAAUAUAUAUUCAUAUGCAUUAUAUACACGCCCUACAUGAUAUACUGGUUCCCAAAGCGCACGUGUUGGAAAAAUGUUUCUCGAGUCUAUUUUACUGUGGAUCUAGUCAAAUGUUAUGUGUGUCGCCCAUUACGCGGAAGCGUGUUCCGUGUACCCUACCCUUAUUUGCUCGAUGUGCUGUAUUCGCUUUCUUUUUUAUCUUGUGGUGUCCUGCCUAUUAAAAAUAUCGGUGAGCACUUGUUGUUAACUGGUCUCGCAGACCCACUGGAAAGGAAGAAAAAGGCAGAAAGAGAGAGAUGGGUACUCGCUCUUGACAAGUCAUGUACAAAGAGAAGAGCCUGCCUUUCGUAUUUUUCUGUACAGCAGACACGGCGACACGAUACACACACGAGACCCCUCACUGCCUUUCCAGCAACAUUCCCCGCUACUUCGUGGCUAGACCAACUUAGUUACUGCGCUCUCGUGGAUGGCGCCCGGAGAGUAUCGAAACAUUCCACAAGCAGUUUGCUUACUGUGUGCACCCUUCAUUUUGAUUUCUGUCACGCUGUCUCUUCGCAAACCUCCAAUCGGCUCUUACGAUGUCGGCUUAUUUACUCGUCUAAGUUCAUUUCGUUAAGCUUGAGAUAUAUAUAUGCAUAUAUAUACACAUAUAAAUAAUAUACCAACGCGUGUACAUAAGAUACAUACAUCAGAACCACCAGACAAACAGACACGUGCUUUUAGCACCGGCAAUGUUAAAGUCAAGGUUGCUCUAGUCUUUAGACAGUUUUAUUUUUAUCUGUCGACGUUUUUCACUUAGAUCGUUGUUGAAGAGUGCGGCUGUUUCGGUGUCUAGGGAACCAAUAUAUGUCGAUAGUACAAAAAGGAGCUGCGCGCGGAAUUCCCGAGGCGAGUACCCAAGACAGGUCCAGCGUCGUUCGUGUGCGUCCAGCUGCUUCCCGGUGCUCGCCUUUCUAAGCGCCGAGGCGGCUGCGCGCGCGUGGCGCUCAGCGGCCGUAAAUCUACGCCUUGCCCCCGCCGUGCUUAUCCUUACAGACACCAAGUCCGCCAGCGCCUGUCGUAUCGCGACAAUUGGCACGCGCACUCGAUGUCUGAAUAGGAAUGGCAACGGUACAGCGGUAACGGUAUCAGCAACCCCAGUCCUGUCCGUGCACCUCCUUGCUGGUGCGGUCCUGCGAGCCUGCCAACAGCGAACUCCGCCUCGCCUCUGCGAGCCGCUCUCACUGCAAGUCGCACCCGCCGGGCACGCUGCCGACAGUGCACGCCCAGGGCCCUAUAGCGUGAGGAAUAUGUGAUGGGGCUCGUUCCCUUCGGCCCACGGAGAAAGUGACUCGCAUAUGGCGUGCAGCCGAGCUGACGUUUCGGGCGACGGACCGGAGGUUCGUCCUCGGUGGUGUUCGCGUUGGUGAGGCUCCCGGGACAGCGCCGGCGACCCCCAACACCCGACCAAACCUGCGUGACGUGCGGUUCCGCCGUCGCCCGCCACCACCGUACGUUCGAGUCGUUGUCCGUUCUGUUGCCGUUCUUUAGGGAGGGCUUCUGCCGGAGUACUCGUUUCCGUCACCAUACCAGAAAUACUGUGCUGACCAGAAGUCUGUAACACGGUUCACGGUUCUCUUUGUGCUUUCAACCGCCCUUUUUAUGUUAUUGUUGUUGUUUUUCUUGAAAGACGUGAGUGAAAUACAGAAUUUGUUGCUGUUGUGA